Molecule: messenger RNA, 5411 nt
Organism: Hylaeus volcanicus
Lineage: Eukaryota; Metazoa; Arthropoda; Insecta; Hymenoptera; Colletidae
Gene: Pxn
Product: peroxidasin
Exons: 6
Coding region: 537-4406 (1289 amino acids)
Biological process (GO): response to oxidative stress
Molecular function (GO): peroxidase activity; heme binding; protein binding
Source: RefSeq, a predicted model, not a curated record
GAGGUGAAGGCUCGCGAGGAAAAGCUUUCGUGCUCCCGAACGACGCGCGUACGCUCGGUCUCCUGGGGACCACGGCGCGCGGAGCGGCGCCGAGUAGCUCCAGUAGUAGUCGAGCCGUCGCGACGACACGAGACGGGAACGGAGCGACGGUGUUCACCAGCCGUUGCUUCGCGGUGACGUCACUCUCGCGACUCGCGAGUGAUCGAAAAAAGUGCAGGUAUCCCGAAGAUCCUAUAGAAUGGAACGUCUGAAAUAAAAAAGAGAUCAAGUAGCCGAAAAACCGGACGGAUCGCGAGGAAUCCCCAGUGGCGAGGGGUCAACGGUCGACCGAAAGAGAAGAUCCAGCCGAGUGUCCUGCCACUCGGGGAGCGUGGUCGUCGGCUAUUCGCGGAACUCCCCGGAGCGUGGAGGUGAAAGUAACCGGCGCACCGUCGGAACGGCUCGGCCUGCAGACGUUCGCCUCUAUGCCGUAGCACGUGCUACUACGUACGCGAACUGUUUCGAUGUGAGAGAAUCGACCGCGACGCAUCGUAGACAUGAGGCUGGUACUCGCCGUUUGCUGGGCCCUGGUGGUCCUCCGGGUCGCUGGGACGGAGCGGCGACAGGAGGCGAGAACCGAAUGUCCCCACAAGUGCAUGUGCUUCGUGAAGACUGUGCGGUGCAUGUUUCAGAAGCUGAACCGGGUACCGCGGGUACCGGCGAACACGACGGUCCUCGACCUGCGGUUCAACAACAUAGCAGACAUCCGUCCGGGAUCGUUCCACGGUCUGUUCGAGCUGCACACCCUCCUGUUGAACGACAAUCGAAUAAGACACCUUCAUCCAAGGACAUUCGAGGGUGCGCCCAAUCUGAGGAUCCUCUACCUCUACAAGAACCGUUUGGAACAUGUAUCCCCUGGCGCUUUCGCGGGACUUCCCAAGCUGGAGCAACUGUACCUCCACUACAAUCACCUGCGUGAGAUCAAGAGUGGCACGUUCAACGACCUGCCCUCCCUCGAACGCUUGUUCCUCCACAGCAACAAGCUACACCGACUUCCAGCGGACGCGUUUCGAAAUGUUGGUCCCAUGACCCGGCUGAGGCUCGACAGCAACGCCUUGGUCUGCGACUGCAACCUCGUCUGGCUGGUGCAACGUCUCCAAAGCAAGCCUGCGGAGAUGGCUGCCGUCUGCCAGUCUCCAGUGGAAAUGAGGGGACGAUCGCUCACGGCGAUGUCCCCCGACGACUUCCAUUGCACUAAACCGCAGAUCAUGAACGGUCCGCAGGACGUAGAAGUCAGACUGGGCGGGACUAUCAGCUUCACCUGCGAGGUCGCAGGUGACCCGACCCCGGAGAUCAAGUGGAUGCGGGAUUCGAACGAGGUGUCACCGGAUGGUAGCCGCUACGUGAUCCAGGAGGACGGGACGUUGAUCAUAUCGGACGCCACCGAGCAGGACACUGGCGAGUACGAGUGCCUGGCCAAGAGCGAGAUGGGAACCACCCAAUCUCGAAAAGCCAGAGCGGUGAUCACAAUGUUCUCUUCGUUGAGGUUCACUCAGUUGCCCGAGUCCCAAACGGUGCGGGUCGGCUCCGACGUGAGCUUCUCCUGCCAAGCGGAAGCUCGUCCUGCGCCGAGAAUAGAAUGGUGGCGGGACAACGAGCCCCUGAGCUUGACCGGUCGAUUCUCCGUCGAGGAUCGCGGCAACGUGCUCCGUAUCCUCGCCGCGAAGGAGUCCGACGCGGCCAGAUACGUCUGCAGGGCUCAGAAUUCCAAUGGGUACGCGGAGACCAGCGCCGAUCUCAAGGUGAUCGACACCUCCUACGGCCCGCCCAGGUUGACGUACGAGCCACGGGACAUGGAGGCAGAGCCGGGCGCCAUCAUCGAGGUGCCCUGCAGGGUCGAGGGUGUCCCGAAACCUGUUAUUCAAUGGAAGAAGGAUGGAACAGCGGUCGAAGGCAACAGGGUGAAGAUAUCGCGAGGGGGCAGCUUGUAUUUGUACAAUGUUACCUCUGCGGACACUGGCAGAUACGAGUGCUCAGCCGUGAACGAAUACGGCCGCACAACGGCCCAAGCUUUGGUCCGUAUUCGCCAACCCGAGGCGACGAACGUCCUGGUGAUAAGGGCCUUCAAAGAUGCCAAGGAGGAGAUCGAUCGCGCCAUCAAUAACACGUUAAUGACUCUCUUCAGCGGCGACAGAUCCGCGCAGCGAGUGAAUCCGUUCAGGCGCGCUCGUUUCCCUGACGCGAUCGGACGCGCGGCUGCCAGACCUGCGGAAAUAUUUGAAAGGACCCUGGUUAACAUAAGACGCAUGGUGAACGCUGGCAUCGCGGCCAACACCACCGACGAGUUCCGAUACGAGGAGGUUCUUACCCCAGAACAGGUCAAGGAGAUCGAGAGACUGUCCGGUUGCACCGGGCAUAGACAUCAGCAGAACUGCACGAACAUGUGUUUUCACAGCAAGUACCGUAGCAUAGACGGUUCGUGCAACAACCUGCGUCAUCCCACCUGGGGCUCGUCCUACACGGGAUUCCACAGGGUCCUGCAACCGAUUUACGAGAACGGGUUCUCGUCGCCUGUAGGCUGGGAAAAGGGGCGUCGUUAUUACGGGUAUCCAAAGCCGGCAGCGCGACUCGUCUCUACGACCCUGGUGACCACGCAUAACGUGACCUCCGACGAGAGGAUCACCCACAUGGUUAUGCAAUGGGGACAGUUCUUGGACCACGACCUGGAUCACUCUCUGCCGUCGGUGUCCAGCGAGUCCUGGGAUGGCAUAGACUGCAAGAAGUCCUGCGACAACGCAGCACCGUGCUUCCCCAUGGAGGUUCCACCAGGGGAUCCUCGAAUAGCCAACAGAAGGUGCAUCGAUUUUAUCAGAACCAGCGCAGUCUGCGGUUCUGGGAUGACGAGCGUGUUAUGGGGCAGCUUCACUCCUCGAGAGCAGCUGAACCAGCUCACCAGCUACCUAGACGCGUCUCAGGUGUACGGGUACGACGACGACUUGGCCAGAGACCUGCGCGACCUCACCACUGACCAUGGCCUGCUGCGAGAGGGUCCCACCAUCCCGGGACACAAACCUCUGCUACCGUAUGCCUCUGGCCAAUUCGUUGACUGUAGAAGGGACCCUCUCGAAAGCUCCAUCAACUGCUUCGUGGCUGGGGACAUCCGAGCCAACGAACAGGUAGGUCUGCUGGCGAUGCACACGAUCUGGCUGAGGGAGCAUAACCGCGUGGCUCGCCAACUCCGCGAGAUGAACCCGCACUGGAACGGGGAGAAGCUCUACCAGGAAGCCAGGAAGAUCGUUGGCGCGGAGAUGCAACACAUCACCUAUCAGCACUGGAUGCCCCGCGUCUUCGAUGGUCCGACCGACGAGCUCCUGGGUUCGUAUCGCGGCUACGACCCCAACUUGGACGCAAGCGUGUCGAACGUCUUCGCCACCGCAGCUCUAAGAUUCGGGCACACGUUGAUCCAACCGCGACUAGAGCGCCUCAACGAGUUCUUCCAGUCGAUUCCUCAAGGUCCUCUUCUUCUCAGGGACGCCUUCUUCUCGCCGUGGAGGGUCGUCGAAGAAGGUGGCGUGGAUCCCUUGAUAAGAGGGAUGUUCGCCACCGCUGCAAAGCUGAAAUUGCCCGAGGAGAACCUCAACUCCGAGCUGACGGAGCAGCUGUUCCGCACCGCUCACGCAGUGGCGUUAGACCUGGCUGCGAUGAACAUCCAACGUGGAAGAGAUCACGCUCUGCCUGGGUACCUAGAAUGGCGGCGAUUCUGCAACAUGUCGCGCGUCGAGACCUUCGAGGACCUGGCUAGCGACAUACGCAGCGCCAAGGUUAGACAGAAGCUGAGGGAGCUGUACGGUCACCCUGGGAACAUAGACGUUUGGGUAGGCGGCGUUCUGGAGGAUCAGCUACCGAACGCCAAAGUGGGACCUCUGUUCAAGUGUUUACUGCUGGAGCAGUUCAAGCGCACCAGGAACGGCGACAGGUUCUGGCACGAGAGUCCAACGGUGUUUAAACAGGAGCAACUCGCGCAGAUCAAGCAGACAAGCUUGGCUCGCGUUCUCUGCGACAAUGGGGAUAAUAUCAAACGAAUACAGCCGAACGUGUUCCUUCUACCGGAAGGUGAUAACAGAUAUGUUAAUUGCGAAGAGAUACCCCACAUGGACCUGAGGCUCUGGUCUGAUUGCUGCGACGGGUGCGAGGACAACAGCAACACGAUCUCGCGUUUCAGACGCAGCGCGGCUAAAUACAUGCCGCAGCACAACCUAGCGAACGAUCUGCUCGCGCGAAACAGCGACGAGAGGAUCGAGUAUCUGGAAAGAACGAUCGAGGAGUACGAGCACGAGUCUGGAAGGGUCAGAGAGAUAGUCGAGUCUUUAUCUGGUAGAAUGAAAGAAUUGAGAUCGCUGUUAGAGGACGUGAAGAAACUGAAGUAGAUGUUUCAGUGUUCUUCUCUUCCGUUCGCUUAGGCUUGCUUCUGUUUCACAGAUUUACUUUGCACAGUUAGUAUUGUACAUACACUCGUGAGCCGUAGAAGCUGCACGAUAGAGCGCGAAGAUCGAUUCUUUGUUGUCCUCUGGCUGGGUCGGCUCCAUUCGUCGUUUAAAUAUCGCAUCUCUAGUCCCGUAUCCGAUACUGAAGAAGCUCUAAAAAAGAAAAGAAACUAUUUGUACUAGCAAACUAUUUAAUUGUCGCUACUUUUAUGGUUGAACCAUUACAUACUCGGACGAUUAGACGAAUCACUUUUGGACUACAAAGAAUUGCAUAUUGCUUUGGCGACAUAAUAUAGGCACAUUUCAAGAUGAGAUUAUUUAUAUAGUCGAUUCUAUUGUAACUCGUAGCUUGCCAUUCGGUAUUGUAGAAACACGGAAAUGAGAAAGUAGGUCUUUUUACUUCUAGCAAUUUUUUAAUCUUUUUCUAUGCAACAAUGAUAUCGCAUUUUCUUUAGAUAGCGAUGCAAAGUAUUUAGGUAUAGCUUUACGUCCCCCGAUUUUAUAUGAAUGUAUAAGUCGACGCUACGUAUACAUUGGUUGGCAAUAUUGCAAGAAACUAAUUAAUUUGUUAAUAUCGCCUUUAAUCAGGCCAAAAAAUGUUGACUAAUACGCGCAUUACUUAAUUACGACAAUUUUAACAUCAGUCAAUGCUACAUCAUCAGCAAUUGCAUUUUUCGUAAUCCUGUGCCAUUAAACAUUAUAGAAUGUAUUAUAAUCAUUUAUAAUAUAUAUUUUUAAUAGCAAAGAAAUGUUUUAGUCAAAAUGUGUUCAGUUCAUAUUAUGUACAAAAGAGCAUGAUACAAGUUUUUAAUUAAGAAAUUGUAUUCAUUAAAUACUUAUAUACAUGAUAGAAGUACUAUAAUCCAUUAUUCUAACUAUGGCACUCUGUACACUUAUUGGUAACAGUAUACAGUGUUUCAUUUCGCAAUAAAUUUUGUGUGUCUCCCA